AUGGCCCUUCCGGCGCUCCUCGCGGCCCGGCGUGGGGUGAAGCUGCUGAACCCGAUUGGCAAGCAGGGCAGCCAGCACUACGGCCUGGACCCGCAGCUCAAGGCCGGCCGGGACGUCCACCUCAAACACACGGAGUUUUACGACGGCUACACCGACGACUUUGGGGUGUUUAAAGAAGGCCCCCCGGUGGCCCUGCGGCUGGAGUACGUGCGCUCGCCGGACCACGGCUUCUCCCAGCAGCUCCUGCAGAAGGAGGUGUGGUCGCCUUUCCAGGUCGACGCCGGGCUCGCCACCUUUAGCCCGCUCUACUACGACUGGCAGGGCUUUUCCAGCCGGGAUUACUGGGGCCACCGCCGCGGGACGAACCCGGGGAGCAAAGUCGUUAUGGGCCACUACCGCCGCGAUGAGGAGCGGGCGUGGGGCCACCGCGUGAUGGUGAACCACAAGCCCCCCAAGCGGCUGCCGAAGUGGCUCGCCUGCAUCCUCCACCUCCCGCGGCGAGGGAAGUUUUUGGGCUUUUUUCUCUACGCCAACGGCGCCUACGUGGCGGAGCUGCUGACCUACAAACAACUCCCCCGCAUCGUCUACAACCGCCCGUUUCAAGGGUGUUUGCCGACCAUCGGGCAAACGGUCGCGCUGGCGGAGGUCACCUACGGCAAGGAGCUCCACUCGGUUGAGAUGUACCCCGGGCAUGGGGGGGUGUUCUGCCGCGCGAGCGGGACCGCCGCGGUGGUGCUGCGCGGCUCCGAGCCCAAUCUCGUCCCGAUCCUCCUGCCCUCGAAGGAAAUUCGGCUUUUUGAUUCGUCCUGCCACGCCGUUUUCGGCCGCCGCGCCGGGGUCAUGUACCGGCAGCGGCGGCUUUACGGCAGCCGCGACGUCGAGGCCCACCGCCCGCACCGCCCGAAGGUCCACGCGAAGUCCAAACGCGUCUCCAGCCACCCCGCCGGCGGCGGAAACGGCGGGACGACGAAUUUGUUGGUCCCGCUGGACUGGCGAAUCCACCCGCGGAAUUGCGUGCGCUCGAAGUUCUGGCUCUCCGGCUAUAUUAUUCGAGGCCGGCAGUACAACAAACACCACGCCGUCGCGGAUAUUAAAUCCAAAACCUAUGGCUGGGCCAAUCGCGAUCCGGUCUAUCGCUGA
Messenger RNA from Phytomonas sp. Hart1, 1140 nucleotides. The record is from the annotation of a GenBank genome assembly. Lineage: Eukaryota; Euglenozoa; Kinetoplastea; Trypanosomatida; Trypanosomatidae.